AUGCCAUCAGCACGCGGAUGGAUCGCUGGUCACGAGUGUGGAUCGUCUGGGGAAAUCUUACCCAUACCCGCUCACCCCACGCCACCUGACCUGAAGGCCGCAAGUCGAGGGCAGGGCAUCAGAUCAGCAGCAAAACUGCUGUUGAGCAGAGUACCUAGCAGAUUACCCUGGGUCGUGACGUCGCAGAUCCAGCAAUGCCAGCAAUGGAUGUCGCUACGGCCUGCCGGCCCGGGACCAGACCCACGCCGCCUAACCUUUCUCGACAUCCCUUUCGAGCUUCGCCUAGAUAUCUACGAGCUCCUCCUUCUCACUGAAGAACCUGUCAUAGUAUCCAGCAGCCGGCGCCAGCUUCGCGUUAAAGUCGAGCCGCCCGAGCACCAAAACGCAUAUUUACGGGCGCCACGCCCAACGCCCCGUACCGUGUCCCUCACUCACAGGAAACCCCAUGUUGAGAUACUGCAAUCAUGCAGGCAAAUCAACUGCGAGGCUACACCUGUGCUUUAUCGCAAGAAUGACUUCAUCGUGGGUCUGAAGCUUUGUGCGAGGGGCGAGACACGGGUCAACCCCGAAGAUCUAGCCUCCUUUUUCCCUUCACUCCUCCGCCCGUCGACAAUACUACAAAUCACAUCCAUCACUUUCCGAGGCGCCUGUCUCUGCCACCACUGGCUCACUCUUGCAGCUGGUGACGGUAGAGCAACCAAUGGCACUGAGCUAGGUCGUAUUUGCUGCAAUCACACCGUUGGCGAUCUCGCACCGGACGUUGGAAACGCGCAAGCGGCGUAUCUGACACUCAACAAUGACCUUUGGGAUCUCGAGAAAGAUUUCGGGAGGUUUAGAAUUUGCGCCUUCUGUAAUGCCAGUUACGGCCAACAUUGUUUCAUUUGGGGCUCAGGGUCUUUGGCAUUGCGUGCAUAG
This is a messenger RNA of Colletotrichum truncatum, 915 nucleotides long. RefSeq lists its product as uncharacterized. NCBI's taxonomy places the organism in Eukaryota, Fungi, Ascomycota, Sordariomycetes, Glomerellales, Glomerellaceae. The record is from RefSeq and is a predicted model, not a curated record.